AUGAACUCCGUUCAGAAGACUUACCGCAUUGCUUCUAUACCAGGCGAUGGUAUUGGAGUAGAGAUAAUCAAGCAAACGAUUCGAGUGCUAAAGAGACUUGAAGAGCUCCUUGGCACCUUUAAUAUAGAAUUCCAUAAUUAUGAUUGGAGCUCUGAAAGGUAUCAAAACACAGGAGAAUACAUACCUACUGGCGGUCUUGAGUCCUUGAAAAAUCACGAUGCCAUCUUAUUUGGUGCUGUUGGCUCUGUAGAUGUUGCCGACCACAUCUCCUUAUGGGGCCUGAUCCUUCCCAUUCGUAAGAUGCUAGGCCAGUAUGUUAAUGUCCGUCCGAUUCGCAUCCUUCCUGGUCUUUCAUCACCUCUGAAAGAUUGCAGCAUCGAAGAUCUCGAUUGGGUUAUGAUUCGUGAGAAUAGUGAAGGGGAGUAUGCCGGUCAGGGAGGCAUAACGCACGAAGGUACAGAGUACGCUAUAGCAAACGACGUUGCGGUAUUUACCAGACAAGGUAUUGAGCGCACGAUGCGUUUCGCUUUCGAAAUAGCUUUAUCACGCCCGCGGAAACACUUGACUAUGGUCACCAAGAGCAACGCACAGCGUCACGGGAUGGUAUUAUGGGAUAAGGUCUUUCAUGAGUUGGCUCCACAUUACCCUGAGGUCAAAACGGACAAAAUGCUAGUUGAUGCGAUGACGGUUAGAAUGGUAUUGAAACCACGAAGUCUAGAUACAAUCGUGGCCACGAAUUUGCAUGGCGAUAUUCUCUCUGAUUUGGCUGCCGCUCUCGCAGGUAGUAUUGGAGUCGCGCCUUCGAGUAAUUUAAAUCCGACGAGACAGUUUCCGAGCAUGUUUGAGCCAAUUCACGGCAGUGCGCCGGAUAUUGCGGGACUUGGAGUGGCCAAUCCAGUCGGAACGUUUUGGUGUGCUGCGGAAAUGCUUGCGUGGAUGGGUGAAACCAAGGCGAGAUCUUCUUUAAUGAAGGCUAUAGAAUGUGUAUGCGCUGCUGGAGUAAGGACAAAAGACAUCCAGGGCACAUCAAAUACCUUUGAGGUUACGGAGGCAGUGAUAAGAGCGCUGGAGAAGGAACUCACCAAUUAA
Messenger RNA from Talaromyces proteolyticus, 1089 nucleotides. RefSeq names its product tartrate dehydrogenase/decarboxylase. The coding region runs from base 1 to 1089 and encodes 362 amino acids. The record is from RefSeq and is a predicted model, not a curated record. Gene Ontology annotation, molecular function: magnesium ion binding; oxidoreductase activity, acting on the CH-OH group of donors, NAD or NADP as acceptor; NAD binding. Lineage: Eukaryota; Fungi; Ascomycota; Eurotiomycetes; Eurotiales; Trichocomaceae. The transcript has 3 exons.